AUGUGGAAACAGAUUCUGAGUAAGCUUCCCAAAAAGUCUUCAAAGAACGAACAUCGUGGACGUGAACACGGUGGCCAUUCUUCUUCCUCUCAUGCUUCAGGUGCCUCUACUUCCAAAAGCAGUGAUAAUGUCGCCGGAAAAUCAGGAAACUCGCAGACGAAGAACGCUCCAGCAGGCGGCAAAUCCGCCGCUUCCGACUCUGGUUUCAAAGAUGGGAAUCUAAAGAGCAGUGGUAACAACAACAUCAACAGCAACAACAACAAUGGAGUGUUCACUCCUUACGAGGCCUUGCCUGGUUUCAAAGAUGUUCCAAACACGGAGAAGCAAAACCUGUUCAUAAAAAAGCUCAACUUGUGCCGCGUAGUGUUUGAUUUCACGGAUCCUACAAAGAACGUCAAGGAAAAAGAGAUCAAGAGGCAGACGUUGCUGGAGCUUGUGGACUACGUGAACUCUGCGAAUGGAAAGUUCAGCGAAGGAGGGAUUCAAGAAGUCGUUCGUAUGGUCUCUGCUAACAUAUUCAGAACGCUGAAUCCUCAGCCACGUGAAAACAAAGUCAUUGACGCCUUAGACCUCGAGGAGGAAGAGCCUUCCAUGGACCUUGCGUGGCCUCACUUGCAGCUUGUCUAUGAGCUUUUCUUGAGGUUCGUUGCUUCGCCUGAGACUGACACCAAGCUGGCUAAGAGAUACAUAGACCAGUCUUUCGUCCUGAGGUUACUGGAUUUAUUUGAUUCCGAGGAUCCUAGGGAGAGAGACUGUCUGAAAACCAUUCUCCAUCGUAUCUACGGUAAAUUCAUGGUUCACCGUCCUUUCAUAAGGAAAUCCAUAAACAACAUCUUCUAUCGGUUUGUCUUCGAGACGGAGAAACAUAACGGGAUCGCUGAGUUUCUUGAGAUCUUGGGAAGCAUCAUCAACGGGUUUGCUCUUCCAUUGAAAGAAGAGCACAAAGUGUUUCUCGUCCGGGUUUUGAUACCUCUCCACAAACCCAAAUGCCUGCAAAUGUAUCAUCAACAGUUGUCUUACUGUAUCACACAGUUUGUGGAAAAAGAUUGCAAACUUGCUGAUACGGUUAUAAGAGGGCUGUUGAAGUAUUGGCCCGUGACGAAUAGCUCCAAAGAAGUCAUGUUUCUUAAUGAGUUGGAGGAAGUACUCGAAGCAACUCAGCCGCCGGAGUUUCAACGGUGCAUGGUACCACUGUUUCGCCAAAUAGCUCGAUGUUUGAACAGUCUGCAUUUUCAGGUUGCAGAGAGAGCUUUAUUCUUAUGGAACAACAAUCACAUAGAGAAUCUGAUAAUGCAGAGCCGCAAAGUCAUUCUUCCAAUUAUAUUCCCAGCGUUGGAGAGAAACGCGCAGAAUCAUUGGAACCAAGCUGUUCAUAGCUUGACACUAAACGUGCGGAAGAUAUUUCACGACCUUGAUCCUGAGCUGUUCAAAGAAUGUCUUGCCAAGUUCAAGGAAGAUGAAUCAAAGCAAGCUGAAACCGAAGCAAAACGUCAAGCCACUUGGAAACGUUUGGAGGAACUCGGGACGCGAAAGGCCUCAUGA
This is a messenger RNA of Thlaspi arvense, 1542 nucleotides long. The record is from the annotation of a GenBank genome assembly. NCBI's taxonomy places the organism in Eukaryota, Viridiplantae, Streptophyta, Magnoliopsida, Brassicales, Brassicaceae.